AUGCCGGGUGAGAAGGAUAGACAACUGAUAGUGGACACAGAGACAUCCAGCAGAACCCCCAAGAUACGGAAGAAGCUGAUAAAGCAAACUCUGCUUCGACUGGUGCAUCUGGCAGCUGGAUUCACUUGGGACUCACCGCAGGAGGCAGUGAUAACUCCACAGCUCCAUUGCGGGGGGCCCGUGGGAAGCCUUCCAAGCACUUCCCCACAGGGACACGGGGAGGGUGCUGUGGGUCGAGGUAUGAAAUGGCUUAUCUAGAUUUUAAACAAUUUGAUAUUUACACCUGUCCAGGGUAUACAUGUAAGCACAGUGAAUUUUAUUAAAUGUGGAGAUCCAGGUAAAUAUCAGAGGAUAAAAUAGAUUCCAUUUCUAAGCAUUUUGAUAACACAUCUGAAUUAUAAUUGCCUCCCCAAUUCUAUUUUCAAGGAAGAAGGUACAAUAGUGUUGUUUUGAAACCCUAAAGAUACAGCUGUUUCAUUUUGCCAUUUCCAUAACAAUAUGCCAAGUGUCCCCAGUUACAGCUCCAGGGAUGAGUUCUUUUCAGGAUUCAUGAUAGAUCUUCAGCUGGGAUCCUGUUUUGAUCCUGCAGUCACCUGGAACAAACAUGUUGGAGAUAAGAGUUCUGUGAUCAUAGUAUAUGAAGACGUGAAAGGGCAUAUUGCGCAUCUCGCUUUUGCUGUACUGCUUUCAGAACCUGCCGGUGUAAAGCAGAUAGCUGCAUCCUUUGGAUUCUCACCAACAGCUGAGCAGAUCCAGGCCAUUGCAGGAAGGCACACUUUUCAGCCAGUGAGUGUUAAAGCUCAGGAGACUUGUGGUGCUGUUGGCUUGAUUCUUUUCCAUAAAGGUGUUUUUGGAGACUGGAAGAAUGUUUUCACUGAAGCUCAGAACCAGAAAUUGGUUACCAAAUUCACAGUGCCUAGAAGUAGCUAA
Messenger RNA from Poecile atricapillus (Black-capped chickadee), 930 nucleotides. RefSeq names its product sulfotransferase family 6B member 1 (gene SULT6B1). Gene Ontology annotation, molecular function: sulfotransferase activity. Gene Ontology annotation, cellular component: cytoplasm. The record is from RefSeq and is a predicted model, not a curated record. NCBI's taxonomy places the organism in Eukaryota, Metazoa, Chordata, Aves, Passeriformes, Paridae. Gene Ontology annotation, biological process: sulfation.